This is a messenger RNA of Debaryomyces fabryi, 1134 nucleotides long. RefSeq names its product threonylcarbamoyladenylate synthase. The transcript has a single exon. Bases 1 to 1134 code for a protein of 377 amino acids. Gene Ontology annotation, molecular function: nucleotidyltransferase activity; double-stranded RNA binding; tRNA binding. NCBI's taxonomy places the organism in Eukaryota, Fungi, Ascomycota, Pichiomycetes, Serinales, Debaryomycetaceae. Gene Ontology annotation, cellular component: cytoplasm. Gene Ontology annotation, biological process: regulation of translational fidelity. The record is from RefSeq and is a predicted model, not a curated record.
AUGGCGUUCACAACCAAGAUUUUACGAGCUGAUAAAGAUAGCAUCAUUUUCAACAAGAAUGAUAUAUUGCCGAAGAUAACUGACCCGGAAACAGAAAAGAGUCUUCGUAUAGCAGCUAACGAGCUCAUUAAUAGCACAAAUGUUAUUGGGUUUCCUACUGAAACUGUUUAUGGACUAGGAGGAUCUGCACUUAGUGAUGCAUCAGUAAAAUCAAUCUAUAGAGCAAAGAAUAGACCAGCAGACAAUCCAUUGAUCGUACAUGUAUCAUCCAUAGAUCAAUUAAAACGAAAAAUUUUACCCAAAGACUACAAGAUUCCAGAAAUUUACGACAAAUUAAUAGAGAAGUUUUGGCCAGGGCCAUUAACAAUUUUGUUACCAAUACAUGAAGGGUCACCAAUAUCAAAGAUAGUCACAGCUAAUCAGAACACCUUUGCCGUGAGGAUCCCACAGCAUCCAAUUGCAAGGGCUUUAAUAGCGUUGAGCGAUCUUCCACUCGCGGCACCAUCAGCAAACGCUUCCACCAGACCAAGUCCAACUCUCGCGAGCCACGUAUAUCACGAUCUUCAGGGAAAGAUACCGUAUAUUAUAGACGGUGGACCGUGCGAUGUUGGGGUGGAAUCAACCGUCGUCGAUGGCUUAGUGGAUCCUCCAAUGCUCUUAAGACCCGGCGGAGUUUCAGUGGAAGAGGUCAGAAACGCCGGAUGCGGUCCUUGGGAAAACGUAGUCUUAGCAAAAAAGACAGCCGGGAAGUCAGAAGCGGUCAAAACUCCUGGCAUGAAAUAUAAGCACUAUUCUCCAACUGCCAAAGUAGUUUUAUUCGUCAACUGCGGCGAUGGCAUUAAUGCGGUCAACAAGUACAUAUCCGAGAACAAGAUCCCUGAGUCCAAAACAAUCGCGUUGCUUAAGUCUAAAUCCUUUACAAGUGCCAGUGCCAUAAGUCAUCAAAUAAAUAUAGAGGAAGAUUUGGGUGCAACUGGUCUAGAAAUAUCUCGGAACUUAUUCAAAUUAUUGAGACAAGUUGAUGAACUCGGAGUAGACAUAAUUUUUGUAGAAGGCAUAGAUGAGACCGACGAAGGCUUAGCCGUCAUGAAUAGACUAUCCAAGGCUGCUUUUGAGACGAUAAAUGGUAAAUAA